UUGCUACCUCAAAACACUACGUGGGAACUAUCAGCUGCUUCAUGUAUUAAAAAUGUAAGCUCCUAUCCGGGUCAGUUUAUAGUGAAAUUUGUAUCAGAAACGAAUGUGUUAAAAGUUUAUCAUCACAACAGGGCAGGUAUACGAGGCGGCCCGGGCAUGGACUCCCAACAGCAGCAGUACUGCCUGAAAUGGAACAGCUUCGGCUCCAACCUGGCCACCUCGUUCGCGAACCUCUGGAACUCAGAGAGCCUCGCAGACGUGACUCUCUAUUGCGAAGGUCGUCAGUUUAAAGCACAUAAAGUUAUUCUGGCAGCAUGCAGCAAACACUUCCAGGAGUUAUUCGACACUGCACCGCCAAGUCAUGCUGGCGCCUGCUAUGUAUUUCUCGAAGCUACCACCGCAGACAACAUGCAGGCUCUCCUCGAGUUCAUGUACAAGGGAGAAGUCCAUGUCAGUCAGGAUGCUCUCUCCAGCUUCUUGAAAAGUGGAGAGAACUUACAGGUUAAAGGUUUGUCCAUGGAGAUGUCCCAAGACGCUUGGGUGAAACAACAAACUCAGCAAUCAUCUGAACGUCAUCAAACUCGCAUCAAGACAAGCCCCGUAUCUGGUUCAGGGAACUGUGAUAUUCAGGACGCAGCUCCCCCUCAGACACACGGAGCUACUUUUGCACCAAUUGGCAUGCCUCAAUAUGGCAUGAAUCUACAUAACAGUAGCGGUAGUAUGAGUCGCUAUGCUCCACCAGCUCAUGUGCCCAUACAUUCGUCUACACACCGUAGACCACCGCCACCAAAACCAUCACCAUCUCAAAGUCCACAUGCUAGGAACUACAGGCAGAGUUCAUCAUCUUCUCAUUGCGGCAGUGUCGCUGAUGAGCCUGACACUCGCUCAUCACCAGGCGCUAGUGCUCGAUUUGAAGAGACUCCCCCAGACUGUACUUCCAGUCUUGCUAACCCUGUAAAGAACAACGGAUAUGAACGAGCUGCUUCUGUAAAUGAUGAAAUGAUUGAACGCCUCUCAAAUGAUCAAGGGGCCGAAGGAUCGCGUCAUAUUUCAGAUUUGCGGGUUAAAAAUGAGAACGAUUACCAUGCUAGCAGUUAUAAUAAUUCACCACCGCCCGCUAUUCCGAUACCGACCAGCAACUACCACGAGAAGCCACAUGAGACUUCUCCCGUACCACCUAAACCUAGCCCCGACAUAUGGCCCGCGAAACUGAUUACGAGCAAAUCCGGUGGGAUUGCUACUGCUGAUGGGAAAAAAUUAAAGUGUCCAUAUUGCGAGCGAUUAUAUGGAUAUGAGACAAAUUUGCGCGCUCACAUCCGACAGCGGCAUCAGGGGAUCCGCGUGCCAUGCCCUCAUUGCACGCGCACAUUUACGCGCAACAACACCGUGCGCCGCCACAUUGCACGGGAGCACCGUCACCAGGUCACUCCUCACCUACCACAAGGCCCUCUCCCAAAUCACACGCAGUAA
This is a messenger RNA of Danaus chrysippus (African queen), 1470 nucleotides long. Lineage: Eukaryota; Metazoa; Arthropoda; Insecta; Lepidoptera; Nymphalidae. The record is from the annotation of a GenBank genome assembly.